AUGUCACGGGCUGCCCAGGAGUUCGAAGCCAAGGGCCAGCUUUGCGUUAGAGGGGUGGCACAGAGACUGUCCCUGCACGCCCCCUUGUGCCUGGAUGUGACAAUGCGGCCGCUCGGCCUCAGUUUCCCCACCACCAUCUUUGGCCUGCUCCAGCAUAGAGGAGAUCGCGGCCUUCUGGUCGAGCCUUCUGGGCUUUCACACGCCGGCAGCAUCCCCGCCCGGCUGCCCCCCACCUCUGACAGCUGCCCCCCAGCUCCCAAUGGUGUCCGGACGAAGCAACCACGUGGCAGCUGCAAGGGGCCUCGGCUGCUGAGCACAGCUCCUGGUGCCAGCCCAGUGCCGAUGGCUCCUGGCUCCGGCACACAGCUGGAGAGGAGCGGGCAGCCCCCAGGGGGUUGGCUAGCCCUGGCCGCCCUGGCCCUGCUGUGGGGAUCCUCGGUCCAGGGAGGAGGGAAGCCAGGGUGCCCAUCGUGCAGGAUGCCCACCCUGGAGCCGGGCACGGAGAGGCACUUCCUGCUAGAGCUGGCCAAGCGGCAGAUCCUGGAGAAGCUGCACCUGAGUGAGAGGCCCAACGUCACCCAGCCGGUGCCCCGUGUGACCAUCGCCAACGCCCUGCACCGCCUGCAUGUGGGCAAAGGCCAGUGGGACGGGCAGCUGGGGUCCUUCGCCCACUGGGACGGCCCCAACGCCGAUGAACUGGGCUACGAGAUCAUCAGUUUUGCCAAGACAGAAUUCUCCUCGCCCUCCAACACAAGCCUGCGUUUCCGGUUCAGCCGGGACCCGGGCCGGGAUGUCCACAUCCUGCAGGCCCAGCUGUGGCUCUACGUCCGGGCCCCCUGGAGCGGUAUUUCCCCGGUCACACUGCGGGUCUCCCUGGCGGGGGCGCUGCUGAGCGAGAGGCAGCUGGAGGCCCGGGCCAGCGGCUGGCACACCUUCGCCCUCCUGCCUGCGCUCCAGGCCUUCUUCCGCGGGCAGGAGAAGACACUGAGGCUGGAGCUGGAGUGCCAUGGGUGCCAGGCGAAUGCCACAGCCAGGAGUGACGCCGGCAGCUCCCACCAGCCCUUCCUGGUAGCCAAGGCCAUGAUGCGGGAGCCAGGGCAGAGGGUGGCCAAACGCAGCCUGCGCUGCGACCAGACCUCCAACCUGUGCUGCCGCAAGGACUAUUACGUGGACUUCCGGGACAUCGGGUGGAACGACUGGAUCAUCAAGCCAGAGGGCUACCAGAUCAACUACUGCAUGGGACAGUGCCCGCCCCACGUGGCCAGCAGCCCGGGCAUGGCCUCCUCCUCCCACACGGCCGUGCUCAACCUGCUCCGGGCCCACAACGUCCAGCCAGGCGGGCAGUCCUGCUGUGUGCCCACACAUCGCCGGCCCCUCUCCAUCCUCUACUUCGACCGCAACAGCAACAUCGUCAAGACCGACAUCCCGGACAUGAUUGUGGAUGCCUGCGGCUGCAGCUAG
Molecule: messenger RNA, 1461 nt
Organism: Chelonoidis abingdonii (Abingdon island giant tortoise)
Lineage: Eukaryota; Metazoa; Chordata; Testudines; Testudinidae
Product: inhibin beta C chain-like
Cellular component (GO): extracellular region
Molecular function (GO): cytokine activity; growth factor activity; hormone activity
Source: RefSeq, a predicted model, not a curated record